GCUGUUCAUUUGAAGCUGUUCUAUAGACGGCUGUGGUUUAUCAGCAAUGUGACUGGAUCACGAGUUGUGUCACGUGAUCAUACGGCUGUACUUAUGCUGCAGCGCACAGGAACUUCAUUGCGAAUGGGUGUGAAGAUGUAUGCAGUGUUGUGUGUGUUACUGUUGGGGACACUGGGAGUGUUGGGAGCUCCAGCUGAGGAUGAGAUUAAGUCUCUUCCUGGACUUUCCAAACAGCCGGGCUUCAAACAGUACUCGGGCUACCUCACCGUGGCUGGCAACAAACACCUCCACUACUGGUUUGUGGAAUCGCAGAAAGACCCGGAGAAAAGCCCGCUGGUGCUGUGGCUGAACGGAGGACCAGGAUGCAGCUCGCUGGAUGGCCUGCUCACUGAACACGGCCCUUUCCUGAUCCAAGAUGAUGGCACUACUUUACAGUACAACCCUUACUCUUGGAAUAUGAUUGCUAAUGUGCUAUACCUGGAGUCACCAGCAGGUGUCGGCUUUUCCUAUUCUGAUGACAAGAAAUACUCGACCAAUGACUCGGAUGUAUCUAUGAACAACUACUUGGCCCUCAAGGAAUUUUUCAGACUUUUCCCAGAGUAUAGCAAGAACGAGUUGUUUCUCACAGGCGAGAGUUAUGGAGGCAUUUACAUCCCUACACUAGCUGAGAGAGUUAUGGAGGACAGUACUCUGAACCUACAGGGUAUAGCUGUUGGAAAUGGCUUGUCCAGCUAUGAACUGAAUGACAACUCUCUUGUCUAUUUUGCAAAUUACCAUGGACUGCUUGGAGAGAGUUUAUGGGCAACUCUGCAGAAAUAUUGCUGCAAAGAUGGACAGUGUAACUUCUAUAAUAAUACUGAUCCAACAUGCUCUGGUGCAGUAGCACAGUCACAGCAAAUUGUCUACAAUUCUGGACUUAACAUUUAUAACCUGUAUGCUGACUGUGCUGGUGGAGUACCUUACAGUACAAGCGUUGAAAAUGGACGACUUGUUAUUCAUGACCUGGGCAAUAACUUCAUUAACCUCAAGUGGUCUAACUCCUGGAACCAGAAACUACGAGGAGUGGGCUCUGUUCUCAAGUCAGUAAAGCUUGACCCGCCCUGCAUCAACUCUACCCCAUCUGCUAUGUACCUGAACAACCCUUAUGUCAAGUCGGCUCUCCACAUCUCUCCUAAUGCACUUGACUGGGAGAUCUGCAGUGCUGAAGUCAAUCUUAACUAUAACCGUAUCUACAUGGAUGUGAAGAAGCAGUACCUGAAGAUACUUGGAGCACUGAAAUACCGUGUGCUGGUGUACAACGGGGACGUGGACAUGGCCUGUAAUUUCCUCGGUGACGAGUGGUUUGUUGAAUCCCUUCAGCAGGAGGUCCAAGUGCAGCGCAGGCCAUGGCUCUACUCCAAUGGUGAGACGCAGCAGAUUGGUGGAUUUGUCAAGGAGUUCUCCAAUCUGGCUUUCCUUACUGUCAAGGGUUCCGGUCACAUGGUCCCCACUGAUAAGCCCAUAGCAGCCUUCGCCAUGUUCAGCCGCUUCAUCACAAAGCAUCCGUACUAAUGAUCAUACACGUUCUGCACAUUUGGGUUGGAAUUUGCACUGAAUCACUGUGAUGUGCACUAGUCUGUUCUAGAGUAAUCAAAUUCUUGUGUAGGUAUGUUGGCUGAUUUGUGCUCGUGCUGUAUCCCUUUUUUUUU
Ictalurus punctatus (channel catfish) is the source of this 1688-nucleotide messenger RNA. It is a transcript of the gene ctsa, whose product is annotated as cathepsin A. Lineage: Eukaryota; Metazoa; Chordata; Actinopteri; Siluriformes; Ictaluridae. Gene Ontology annotation, molecular function: serine-type carboxypeptidase activity. The record is from RefSeq and is a predicted model, not a curated record. Bases 94 to 1551 code for a protein of 485 amino acids. The transcript has 15 exons. Gene Ontology annotation, biological process: proteolysis.